Notolabrus celidotus (New Zealand spotty) is the source of this 1773-nucleotide messenger RNA. It is a transcript of the gene prodh2, whose product is annotated as proline dehydrogenase 2. Bases 20 to 1402 code for a protein of 460 amino acids. Gene Ontology annotation, cellular component: mitochondrion. The transcript is spliced from 10 exons. The record is from RefSeq and is a predicted model, not a curated record. Gene Ontology annotation, molecular function: proline dehydrogenase activity; FAD binding. Lineage: Eukaryota; Metazoa; Chordata; Actinopteri; Labriformes; Labridae.
AGACAUAUUUCCAGAGACGAUGCUGUGCUCUCGUUUACGUCCCUCUCUCCCUCGUCUUCUGCCGCUGAGGAUGGCAACCACUGCGGCCUGUAGAACAGUAGUGGUGAAACAACCUGAACUCUCUGAUACUCUGGCCUUUGAAGAUCCCAAAGCCUUCAAGGUGAAGAGUUUUGGUGAGCUGCUUCGAGCCCUGGGUGUCUUCCAACUGUGCUCCAUCCCAGUGCUAGUUAACAACUGUGGGAAGCUCAUGACGAUGGCUCGCACCAUCCUGGGGAGGAGGGGGUUCUCUCUGCUGCUGAGGCCCAGUGUGUAUGCCCAGUUUGUGGCCGGGGAGAACGAGAGUGAAAUCUCAGUGUCCAUGGAGAAGAUGAGCCUGCUGGGACAGAGGCCAAUGCUAGCUGUACCCAUCGAGGAGGAUCUGGGGGAAAGCACUGGAGAGAAGAGAUAUGAUGACAACAUGAAGGCCAUGCUGGAAUGUGUGCGAAUGUCUCACACCAACGCCUGGAGCAAAGACCCCAUGAUGCAGCUGAAGAUCACGGCCCUGCUUAGCCCAGAGUUGUGUGUUAAACUCACAACCCUCAUCGCACAACAACCGUAUGACCUGAAUCUGGUUGUUAGAGCCAUGGAUGGAGAGCCAAUCAAAUUUCCUGGUUUAGAUGAAAGUGAAGUUGCCCAUUUCCUCUGUAGCCUGCGACGACUGAACCAAAUAGCAGAGGCAAGUGUGAACAAAGUCAGAGUCCUUGUCGAUGCAGAGUACACCUACAUGAACCCCGCCCUCUCACUUGUCACCAUGGCCAUGAUGAAGAAGUUUAACAAAGAUGGCGUCUGGAUUUGGAACACAUAUCAGUGUUACCUAAAGGAGUCACGGUCUCUCGUACUGGAAGCUCUACGUCUGUCCAAGGAGGAAGGUUUCUGUCUGGGAGUGAAGCUGGUGCGUGGUGCCUACAUGGACAAAGAAAGGAAGCUGGCAGAGAAAGAGGGUAGUCAUGACCCCGUCCACCAGUCAUGGGAGGACACCAAUGCCAGCUAUAACGGCUCACUGGAUGUGAUGUUGAAGGCAAUUUCACAGAAACCUGAGCGCUACAGGAUCAUAGUGGCUACUCACAAUGAGGAGUCAGUGAGAAUAGCUGCCAAACGGAUGGAAGAGUUGGAGAUAGACAAAGAUGGGGGCUCAGUUUGUUUCGGCCAGCUGUUGGGCAUGUGUGAUCACGUCUCCCUUACACUGGCAAAAGAGGGUUAUGCUAUUUACAAGUCAGUGCCGUACGGCUCAGUGGACGACACGCUGCCAUACCUGGUACGACGGGCUCAGGAGAAUCGCACAGUGCUGCAGGGAAUACGCAAAGAGAGAGACUUACUGAGGAAAGAGUUCUACCGGAGACUGAGUCUUAGAGGAGGCAGCUAACAGGUUGUCGGCAGAUGUAAGUGAGUCAGCUUGAACUCUGCUGCUGAACCAAUAAACACUCAAAUCCUAGUUCCCAAGUAGGAAGUAUAAUAAGGACACCCCAUGUAUGAAAGCCAUGAAAGUUAUUUUAUGAUCAGCCAUCUUAAAGGCAUUGAAAUAAAACAAAGACAUUAUAAAGUUAUAAAAACAAUCAAUCUAAAAUAAAAGCAAGGUUAAAAAUAAAACAGCAAAAACAGAAGGCUUAAAUAUAACUGUGCAGUGUUGUGUAAUAAAGUAAUACAAAUAAGUAAUUUGUUAAAGUAAUCUAAUGAAAGGCAGCUGCAAACAGGUGGGUCUUUAACCUAACUCUUCUGGGAGUUUGUCCCAGGUAU